Drosophila arizonae is the source of this 2299-nucleotide messenger RNA. RefSeq names its product vacuolar protein sorting 51 (gene Vps51). The record is from RefSeq and is a predicted model, not a curated record. NCBI's taxonomy places the organism in Eukaryota, Metazoa, Arthropoda, Insecta, Diptera, Drosophilidae. Gene Ontology annotation, cellular component: GARP complex; EARP complex; membrane. Gene Ontology annotation, biological process: Golgi vesicle transport; lysosomal transport; Golgi organization.
AUCGCUUAACAGAAACAUAUGGUUUUUGUUUGUAGAUGAAUAAGAAAAUAGUUUAUAUGACAAAGCUGCACUAUAAUGGAUGAGAAAGAAAAUCCCUUUGAUAUGGAUAGCCCCAGCUUCGAUGCCGAUCGAUAUUUGGAGAAGCUGCUCAAGGAAUGCUCCCUCAAGCAGAUCAUGGACACAGAGGCCGCCGUCGUCAAAGACACUCAGACGUUGCACUCGGACAUGCAGACACUCGUCUACGAGAAUUACAACAAAUUCAUCUCUGCCACGGACACGAUACGCAAAAUGAAAGAUGACUUCAAGCAGAUGGAAACGGAUGUGAAUCUGCUGAUGAAUAAGAUGCAAUCGAUUACCACAUUCAGUGAACAGAUUACGGGCACUCUCCAAGGCACACGCUCGCAGCUCUGUCGCCUCUCCGAGAAGCAUUCGCUGCUGAAGCGCCUGCAGUUCCUCUCGACGUUGCCAGCCAAGCUGAAGGCACUGAUCGAGGAGCAGAACUAUGCACAGGCGGUGCAGGAUUACUUGCAUGCCCAGAAGGUGUUCGCCCAGUAUGGACGACAGCCCUCGUUCGAUGGCAUCAAACGCGAUUGCGAUGCCAUCAUGGAGGAGCUGAAGGAGCGUCUGCGUCUGGACUUUCAGAGUGCCGGCAAUACGGCUCAGUCCUUGACAGAAAUUGGCGAACUGCUGCUGCAGCUGGACGAGAAGACCUCCGACCUGGCCAGCGAGAUGUUGAGAUGCGCCAGCAAGCGGCUUCACGAACAGAUAGUGAUGCUGCAGGAUCAGACGGAACGGGAUAUGCUGGAAUUCGUGGACAUGGGCAUUGAUGGCUUUCUCAACGAUUUGGCGCUGGUGGUCACCUCCUAUUUUGAUAUGUUUGUGGCCAAGCACUAUGAGCAGGAGCGCGACGACUUCCAGGAGAACGCCUUGAAUGCGCUGAACGGCUUUCUCAAUGAGAACAUCGACAAGUAUUUGACCUUGGUGCAGGAUCGCGUCGAAUCGGACAUUGGGUAUGGCGAUACGCAGGUAAUGCUGCGCGCUCUGGAUCGACUGCAUCGCCGGCUGCAGGCCAUGCGCAACAUCUGCCGCGGCUUGCAGGUGCAACGGAAUACGCUGGACAUCAUCAUCGGAGCUGCCCAUCAGCUGUGCGAUGCGCAUGGCAAGAACUUGAAGGAUCACUUUGCAGACAGUCUGAGCGCUGUGCGAUUGUCCCUGGUCUCGGCCAAGAGUGACGUGAAUCUAAGCGAACUCAUUAGCAAUCUGUACGUGGCCAUGGUGGAGAAGAUCAAGGGCGUGCUGCAGGAUUUGAUGAUCUUUCUGCGCACCGACUGGUCCUUCAAUAUCAAAGCGGAAAAUAAGGGCGCGCUGUGCGUGGAGGGAAUCAGGGAGAAUCUGCUGAUUGGUUUCCUGCGCCACAUCUCAAAAGUGAUGUCCGGCUUUGCGGAUGUAUCCAGCUCCAGUCCGCCCAACCUGCUGCUGGUGUUGUCCAAGACGUGCCUCGAGCUGGAGCAGCAGGGCGUGCACAUGCUGAUUACUCUGGUCGAUGAUCUCUAUGAAAUUGAUUCGGAGAACAGCGCCACGCUCACGCACGAGACAGAGAUUUGUGCCGAGAUGCGCGAGACAGCCCAAUCCCUGCUCGAUUCCUAUGUGCGUCUGCAGGGCACAAAUAUAUCCCAAAUGCUGCGCAAGAGCGUGGAGACGCGCGACUGGCUCAACUGCCUGGAGCCGCGCUCGGUGCGCGCUGUCAUGAAGCGCGUCGUCGAGGAACUCGGCAGCAUAGAGACGGUGCUGGCCAGCCUCUACGAGAGUGCGGGCAAUACGGGCUUCCGCACCACGGCCAGCAGCGACUCCAGUAGGAAAACCUACUUCAGCAAUUUCAAUGCAUCGAAGCCGCAAUACCGCUCCAAUUGGUCGAAUUAUACACCCUCGCAGCUGGAGUCCAGCUAUGUAUCCAAUAUACAUCGUUUGUUCUCCGAGCGCGUGGACAUCUUUACCUCGGUGGAGUUUACCAAGGCUUCCAUUGUCAUGGGCAUCAUUAAAAUUGGACUCAAGACGCUGCUGGAGUGCGUGCGCCUGCGCACCUUUAGUAAAUUUGGCCUGCAGCAAAUCCAGGUGGAUGCGCACUAUUUGCAAAUGAAUCUCUGGCGUUUCGUCAGCGAUGAGAACUUGGUUAACUUUUUGCUGGACGAGAUUCUGGGCUCGGCCGUGCAUCGGUGCUUGGAGUCUGUUCUCAUGGAACCGAAUGCCGUGGAGAUCAUUUGUGAGCGUGGUUAGUACACUGCAAGAAAUUCCAAGCACA